AUGUCUGAGAACAAUAUGAGCGCCUUGCUGUCCGUCAGUCCGUCCAGGGGACUAGUGGAUGAAAAGUUCCGAGUGGUUGUGCAGAAUUUGUCCCACGGACAAGACGUCACUCUGCACUCCCUUGUGCGCUCUGAGGAUGACGACCUCUGGCAGGCUUUUGGACAUUAUGUCAGCGAUGACGAAGGAACCGUGAAAGUUGCAGAACAUGUGUGUGUGGGAGGAUCGUAUCAGGGCAUGGAGCCCAUGGGUCUGCUCUGGAGCAUGAAGCCAGUGCCUGGGAGUAGAACAGGACUCAGGUUGCGGAAGAAGGAUCUCAGCACCCCGAUCUCUGUGUACUGUGGCCACAUCAGCCAGGGGUUCAGAGAGACGAAGGCGUUGGCUUGUGCCGUCGCCGAGCGCUGGUACAUGGCACCGGGCGUCCGCAGGGUAGAGGUCACAGAGGGCGGGGUCAGAGGAACGCUCUUCCUGCCUCCAGGUUCUGGACCUUUCCCUGGAAUUUUGGACAUGUGGGGAGGGGGUGGAGGCUUAGUAGAGUACCGUGCCGCCCGGUUUGCAUCACAUGGGUACGUUUCCAUGGCACUGGAGUACAUGUCACCAAAGGCCUUAUGA
Conger conger (European conger) is the source of this 609-nucleotide messenger RNA. Its product is annotated as peroxisomal succinyl-coenzyme A thioesterase-like. The coding region runs from base 1 to 609 and encodes 202 amino acids. The record is from RefSeq and is a predicted model, not a curated record. Gene Ontology annotation, biological process: acyl-CoA metabolic process; fatty acid metabolic process. The transcript has 5 exons. NCBI's taxonomy places the organism in Eukaryota, Metazoa, Chordata, Actinopteri, Anguilliformes, Congridae. Gene Ontology annotation, molecular function: fatty acyl-CoA hydrolase activity.